Messenger RNA from Penicillium canariense, 1404 nucleotides. It is a transcript of the gene mdm12, whose product is annotated as ERMES complex subunit MDM12. Lineage: Eukaryota; Fungi; Ascomycota; Eurotiomycetes; Eurotiales; Aspergillaceae. The coding region runs from base 1 to 1404 and encodes 467 amino acids. The record is from RefSeq and is a predicted model, not a curated record. Gene Ontology annotation, cellular component: ERMES complex. Gene Ontology annotation, molecular function: lipid binding. The transcript has a single exon. Gene Ontology annotation, biological process: phospholipid transport; mitochondrion organization.
AUGCCAUUCCUGGGUCACGUGGACCCGUAUCACCUGGGCCGCGGCUUUGCGGAGCUCUCCUCCCGAGCUUGCGGAUGUCAUGAACUUCUUUACAAAAGAUACAGCUACAUUGCAUAUGUGAUGUCCAUUGAAGUCGACUGGGUAAGGGCCACUUCUGGGCCGGAUGGGGAAGCGCUCGCAGAGCGCAUCCGCUCCUUCGUUCACGACAAGUUCCAGCAGGUCCCCUUACCGCGCUUCAUCCGCUCUGUCCAGUGCCAUGCCUUCGAGUUUGGGACAAUUGGACCAGACCUCGAGAUUAAGGAUUUCUGUGAACCAUUUUCGGACUUCUACGAGGAAGAUGAUGACGACACUUCGGCAACCUCCGAGGAGCUUAUUGUCGACCAAUGGUCCGGACGCCAUUCGGACUCGACCUACGACGACGAGAUGCCGCCUAACCUCCACCACCAUCCAUAUCCUGGCGAGGCAUUCCAGCCAUCUGCGCUUCGAUCGCCGCUUCCCUUAGGAGACCACCUCAAUCCGCAUUUCCUUCCUCGCGCCGGCACCCCAGGUAUUCCUGGAGGCACAUCGACUCUUGGCUACCAUUUGAUGUCCUUGGGUGGUCUCUCGGGUACCCAGACACCACUUGCAGCUGUAGCCGGGGGCACGCCAUUUGCCAGCAGUUGGUCGGACUCGGGCAUGGGCCAUGGAGGCAGACCACGCCGUUCAUCUCGCCCUAGCGGGCUCCAGCAUAGGACGGAUGCAGACAUAGACACAACUAACUCCGCUUCACGACCCUCGACCGCCAACACGACACCAUCCCAUCCCUCCGUGGACCGGACCGGUAGCAGCGGAUCAAAUCGCAACAGCGGGGACCCCGAUGACAUACCACAGCCGUCAACAGAGCCCGCCAUCGACCCCUCUGCUCCAAUCCCACCUCGCAUGCGUGAGCGUCGCCCAGAAGAUUUUCAGAUUCUUUGCCACGCCAAAUAUGCCGGCGACGUACGAUUAUCUUUGACAGCCGAGAUUCUACUCGAUUACCCAAUGCCGAGCUUCGUGGGUCUCCCCCUUAAACUGAAUGUCACUGGCAUUACCUUCGACGGGGUGGCGGUGGUUGCAUAUAUUCGUAAACACAUCCACUUCUGCUUCUUAUCUCCCGAGGACGCGGACGCCCUCCUCGGCUCUGAAGAGCAGGGCCAGAGCAGUCAACAUCCUACUGAUGAUGGUCGACCUCGGUCUGGCGGGGACCAGAAGCGGCAAGGUGGAUUGCUGCAAGAGAUCCGGGUCGACAGCGAGAUUGGCCGCAAGGAAGAUGGGAAGCAAGUACUGAAGAAUGUGGGCAAAGUGGAGCGCUUUGUGCUCGCACAAGUGCGCCGUAUCUUUGAGGAAGAGCUGGUUUUUCCAAGCUUCUGGACCUUCCUCAUUUGA